Molecule: messenger RNA, 4196 nt
Organism: Periophthalmus magnuspinnatus
Lineage: Eukaryota; Metazoa; Chordata; Actinopteri; Gobiiformes; Gobiidae
Product: NLR family CARD domain-containing protein 3-like
Exons: 12
Coding region: 133-3537 (1134 amino acids)
Molecular function (GO): protein binding
Source: RefSeq, a predicted model, not a curated record
ACUCCAGGAUGAAAACACAAACAUCUUCAGCCGCACUUUUCUCUGAGACACUUUGGACUCUCCAGAUCUGCUCAGUGGCUUCAUGCGUCGGCUCCUCCUGAGGGUCUGAGAUCACAUGAACCUGGACUGAGCAUGGAUCAGAGAGAGACCAGAGAGGACGGAGCCCCUCCCUCUAUAAAAGCUCACAGACCUGCUCCUGGGGCCAGAGCCGUCUCAUUCAAGAGUGAGGACUCUAUAGGACGAUUGAUUAAUUUUAAAAGAAAACAUGGUCCAGAGAUCCACCAGAAACAUCCUCCAUCUGAACCUGGUCCCAUCUGUGAGUCCCUCAAGAGUGACAUGUCUAAGGACUGUCCAAUUGGUUUUGCCACAGAAGCAGUGGAGCAGCAGGGUCCAGAGGUCUCCAGUGGUCAGCACCAUCAGACACAGCUGGACUCCAUAUUUAAGCUUCUGGAGGAGGACAUCUUCACUUUUGUCCAGAAGGAGCUGAAGAAGCUCCACAAGGUUCUGAGUACAGAUUACCCAGAAUGCUCAGAGCCUGUGAAGGAUGAAGAGCAGAGGAGCAGCAGUGAGGCUGUUCUGAAGAUCACACUGAACUUCCUGAGGAGGAUGAAGCAGAAGGAGCUGGCUGAGCGUCUGUGGAGCAGGAGUUAUUCUGGAGUUUGUCAGCGUAAACUGAAGUCUAACCUGCAGCAGAAGUUUGAGUGUGUGUUUGAGGGCAUCGCUAAAGCAGGAAACCCCACCCUUCUGAAUCAGAUCUACACAGAGCUCUACAUCACAGAGGGAGGGUCUUCAGAGGUCAACCAGGAACAUGAGGUCAGACACAUGGAAACAGCCUCCAGGAAACCAGACCCAGCAGAGACACCCAUCACAUGUGAAGACAUGUUUAAAGGCCCAGCUCACACACAUGGACCAAUCAGAACAGUGCUGACAAAGGGAGUGGCUGGCAUCGGGAAAACAGUGCUCACUCAGAAGUUCAGUCUGGACUGGGCUGAAGGCAAAGCCAACCAGGACAUACAGCUGCUGUUCCCGUUCACUUUCAGAGCACUCAAUGUGCUGAAGGAGAGAAGCUUCAGCUUGGUGACACUUGUUCAUCACUUCUUUAGUCAAACACAAACAGAACUCUGCAGCUUUGAAGACCUCCAGCUGCUCUUCAUCUUUGAUGGUCUGGACGAGUGCAGACUUCCUCUGGACUUCACCAAAACCAAGGCCCUGACCGACCCCACAGAGUCCACCUCACUGCACGUGCUGCUGGUAAACCUCAUCAGGGGGAGCCUGCUUCCCUACGCUCGCCUCUGGAUAACCACACGACCUGCGGCGGCCAAUCUGAUCCCUGCUGAGUACGUCUCCAUGGUGACAGAGGUCAGAGGGUUCAACGACGCACAGAAGGAGCAGUACUUCAGGAAGAGGUUCAGAGACGAGGCAGACACAAUCAUCUCCCACAUCAAGACGUCCAGAAGCCUCCACAUCAUGUGCUACAUGCCAAUCUUCUGCUGGAUCGCUGCCACAGUCCUGGAGCAUGUGUUGAAAAGCAGAAAGAGAGGAGAGCUGCCCAAGACCCUGACUCAGAUGUACAUCCACUUCCUGGUGGUUCAGGCCAAACUCAAAAACAUCAAGUAUGAAGAAGGAUCUGAGACAGACCCACACUGGAGUCCACAGACCAGGAAGAUGGUGGAGUCUCUGGGAAAACUGGCCUUUGAGCAGCUGCAGAAAGGAAACCUGAUCUUCUAUGAGAGUGACCUGAGGGAGUGUGGACUGGACGCUGCAGCGGCCUCAGUGUACUCUGGAGUGUUCACACAGGUCUUUAGAGAGGAGCCAGGCCUGUACCAGGACAAGGUCUACUGCUUCAUCCAUCUGAGUGUGCAGGAGUUUCUGGCUGCUCUUCACGUCCAUCAGACCUUCAUCAACACUGGGAUCAAUUUACUAGUGGAGAAAAAGUCUCUAAUCUCCUUUUUAAAGUAUUACAUAAUUUACAGUGAUCCACUCAAGUUCUAUCAGACAGCUGUGGACCAGGCCUUACAGAGUCCAAAUGGACAUCUGGACCUGCUCCUCCGCUUCCUCCUGGGUCUUUCACUGUCGACCAAUCAGAGCCUCCUACAAGGUCUGCUGACACCGACAGAAAAGAGCUCCAAGACCAAUCAGGAAACAGCUGAGUACAUCAAGAAGAAGCUGAGUGAGGAUGUGUCUGCAGAGAGGAGCAUCAACCUGCUCCACUGUCUGAAUGAACUGAAUGAGCGUUCUCUGGUGGAGCAGAUCCAACAGUACCUGAGGUCAGGACGUCUGUCUAAAGCUAAACUGUCUCCUGCUCAGUGGUCAGCUCUGGCCUUCAUCUUACUGUCAUCAGAAGAAGAUCUGGAGCAGUUUGAGCUGAAGAAAUACUCUGCUUCAGAGGAGGCUCUCCUGAGGCUGCUGCCAGUGGUCAAGGCCUCCAACAAAGCUCUACUGAGCAGCUGUAACCUGUCAGAGAGAAGCUGUGAAGCUCUGUCCUCAGUCCUCAGCUCCCAGUCCUCUAGUCUGACAGUCCUGGAUCUCAGUCUCAACGACUUGAAGGACUCAGAGCUGGAGAUGUUGUCUGUUGGUCUGAAGAGUCCUCACUGUAAACUGGAACAGCUCAGUCUGUCCCUCUGUGGACUGUCCCCUCACAGCUGUGGGCCUCUGUCCUCAGUCCUCAGCUCCUCCAGUCUCACACACCUGGAUCUCAGUCACAACGACCUCCAGGACUCAGGAGUGGAGCUGCUGUGUUCUGGACUGAAGAGCGCCCCCUGCAGACUGGAGACGCUCAGGCUGUCUGGAUGUCUGGUCUCACAGAGGGGCGGGGCUGCUCUGGCCUCAGCUCUGAGCUCCGCCCCCUCCCACCUGAGAGAGUUAGACCUGAGCUACAACCAUCCAGGACCCUCAGCCGAGCUCCUGACCGCUCUACAGGACCAGCGCCCCCUGCUGUCUGUCAGACUGGAGUAUGCUGGAGCUGUGAGGUUAACACCAGGACUCAGAAAGUAUUUCUGUGAUCUCACUCUGGAUCCAAACACAGCUCACAGAAAACUCAAACUGUCUCACAACAACAAGAAGGUGACACAUGUGACAGAGGAGCAGCCGUAUCCAGAUCAUCAGGACAGAUUUGUCUACUGUCCUCAGAUUCUGUGUUCCACUGGUCUGACUGGUCGCUGUUACUGGGAGGUCCAGUGGAGUGGAAGGGUUUAUAUAUCAGUGUCUUACAGAAGCAUAAGAAGGAAAGGAAACAGUGACAGUUUGUUUGGAGACAAUGAUCAGUCCUGGAGUCUGUUCUGUUCUGAAGGUCGUUUCUCUGUUUAUCAUAAUAAGAAACGCACUCUCCUCCCUCAGUCCUGUUCCUCUUCUGGGACAGUCUCAGUGUUUGUGGACUGUCCUGCUGGCUCUCUGUCCUUCUACACAGUCUCCUCUGACCAACUGACCCACCUCCACACCUUCAACACCACAUUCACUCACACUCUGUUCUCUGGGUUUAGUCUCUGGUCUCACUCCUCAGUGUCUCUGUGUCCGACAGACUCACCCUCCUCUGUGUAAAAUACAACAGUCAAAUCUGGAGAAAAAUCACUUUGGAAAUGUUGAUUUUAUUUUGACUUCAUUUGACCAGAGAUUUAUUUUAUAAUGUUUUAUUUCCUCUAAAAGACAAAGUGCACAGACACAUCAUGUAGUAGUAGUAGUAGUAGUAGUAGUAGUAGUAGUAGUAGUAGUAGUAUUAGUAGUAGUAUUAGUAGUAGUAUUCGUAGUCGUAGCAGUUUUGCUCUUGUUUUUCCUCAUCACAAACAUCUAAUGCUCUUGUUUUUAGCCUGAUUUACUCUGCCUCACACUGUGACACUUCCACAUGACCCUUAAAUGUUCUUCUCUUUAUUUAAAUUCAAAUACACUGUCAGUCAAAUAUCUCUAAGUGUUUUAUCGACUUACACCUGUUGAUUUUAUUAUUAUUUUUUAUAGUCUAAAUUUAUAUCUCAUUAACAUAUUUCAUAUUUUUUCAUCACAAUUUAAAUAUUUGUGUUUGAUUUACUCUGUGUGAGUCUCAAGCUGUAAAUAUAUUGUAUUAUUACUAUAGAAUAAUGAGUAAAACACAUUAUAAACUGUAUCUAAGCCUGUUUUUGGUGUGUACAGUAGUUUUUAUGUCUAUUGGAUAAACCUUUGCUAAUGUGCUAAUAGUAAAUAAAUGGCCUUAGAAAUCCUUCACCUUC